CGUCCUCAGGUUCCAUAUCUAAACAGCCGGACAAACCAACCCGAACAGCGAGUGAAAGAAGAUGUAACUUAGAAUAGAGAUAGAGGUAAACUCAAGAUUCACUACCCAGAGGAACCGAAUAGACCUCACACCCUAUACCAGAUAGAUCCCCAUCGUCGAGCUCGUCCGGCGAAGAUACAGGUCCGGCGACUUUUGGUUUUCUUGAGAGCUUUUAUCUAAAUUUUAGUUUACAAAUUCACCCUCCUACUUAAACACCCACCCCCAAAUUCACAUUUCACAAAAACCUUUCUACAUCCAUAAUAAAAAAAUCAAUUUCAAGUUUUCAACAGCAAGCAAGCAAGCCAACGAUGUGUGGUGGUGCUAUCGUCUCCGAUCUCAUCCGUUCUUCACGCCGCCUCAAAAACUCCUCCUCUGAUGUCUGGCCCGAAUUCAACCCAUAUGAAGCAGAAUUCAACAACGCAUAUGAAGCAGAAUUCAACCAAUUUGUCCAACAAACCGAUUCCGAUUAUCACAAGCGACCUCUUCCAUAUUCAGGUGGGAUGCAUGAAACCACCAGGAAAAAACAGAGGAAGAAUCUGUACCGUGGGAUACGCCAGCGCCCAUGGGGGAAAUGGGCGGCGGAGAUUCGCGAUCCUAGAAAAGGCGUUAGGGUUUGGUUGGGUACUUUCAACACAGCGGAAGAAGCUGCUAGAGCUUACGACAAAGAAGCUCGUAAAAUCCGAGGAAGAAAAGCUAAGGUUAAUUUUCCAAGCGAUGAAGAAGAAGAGUAUUUUAAUCGCAAAAACCCCAACCUGAAUAACUAUAACGAUAUUCUUCUCGGGUUUUCUGACGAAGAAGUUAUGGGUCCGCGUUUGGUGAAAGAAAACGAGAAGAAGAAGAAGAAAGUUGAAGAAGUUGUACAGAAGGAAGAGAAUGAGGUGCAGAAGCUGUCGGAGGAGCUGAUGGCGUAUGAGUCGUAUAUGAAGUUUUAUGAUAUUCCGUAUCUUGAAGGGCAGCCGUCGGCGGUGGCUCCGGCGAAUGCAGACGGUGGUGGUUCGAUUGAGCUUUGGAGCUUUGAUGAUGUAGCGUGAUUUGGAAGUUUACCCUUCUGCGUGUUUUUUUAGUUUAAGUUUAAAUAAUUUUGUGUUUAAUAAUGUAAAUUGCUGUGUUUGAACUUCUAUAUGUGUUGGGCAUAAAACUAAGAAGUUUGGUGUAAA
Helianthus annuus (common sunflower) is the source of this 1196-nucleotide messenger RNA. RefSeq names its product ethylene-responsive transcription factor ERF071. The record is from RefSeq and is a predicted model, not a curated record. The coding region runs from base 348 to 1070 and encodes 240 amino acids. Gene Ontology annotation, molecular function: DNA-binding transcription factor activity; DNA binding. NCBI's taxonomy places the organism in Eukaryota, Viridiplantae, Streptophyta, Magnoliopsida, Asterales, Asteraceae. Gene Ontology annotation, biological process: regulation of DNA-templated transcription; ethylene-activated signaling pathway. The transcript is spliced from 2 exons.